Emericellopsis cladophorae is the source of this 435-nucleotide messenger RNA. RefSeq lists its product as uncharacterized. The transcript has a single exon. Lineage: Eukaryota; Fungi; Ascomycota; Sordariomycetes; Hypocreales; Bionectriaceae. The record is from RefSeq and is a predicted model, not a curated record. The coding region runs from base 1 to 435 and encodes 144 amino acids.
AUGGACAUCUGGGCCUGCACAGCACUCUCCGACGUUAACAUAGCCGAUGCCAGCGGCUUUGAUCAGUGUCCGUCUCCGCUUGGGACCGACUACCGAGACCAGCGUCUCCGCCUUGCUGAGCUUGAGCGAGACGUGCAGGAGCUCCGCGAAAAGGUCGACGAAGAAGUGCAUAAGCGUCGGGUCGUCGACUUUGACCGGGAGUUGGCCAUCGAUGCCUUGAGAGAGAAGACCGAGGAGGUCAGGCAGCGAGACGAGACGAUCGACGCGCAGAACGCUCUGUUGAGUCUGGCCUGGGCUGACGCGCAAGACUUGGCCUCGUCCCACCAGAGCACGCAAGAUGCAUUGCAGCUACUGAAGGAGUAUAUCGAGGGCAUACUGGCGAGCACGCCGGAUCCGGAGCUCAAUGCGAACAAGAAGCGCAGACAUUGCUCGUGA